This is a messenger RNA of Cavia porcellus (domestic guinea pig), 1960 nucleotides long. RefSeq names its product La ribonucleoprotein 7, transcriptional regulator (gene Larp7). Bases 182 to 1909 code for a protein of 575 amino acids. Gene Ontology annotation, molecular function: RNA binding. Lineage: Eukaryota; Metazoa; Chordata; Mammalia; Rodentia; Caviidae. Gene Ontology annotation, biological process: RNA processing. Gene Ontology annotation, cellular component: ribonucleoprotein complex; nucleus. The transcript is spliced from 13 exons. The record is from RefSeq and is a predicted model, not a curated record.
GCGGCACUGGUUUAUGACGUCAUUGAUGUACGCCUGACCAGUGGGCGCUUCCUCCCGAAGGCGACAACGAACGGUGUCGCUUUGGCGUAUGACGUGAAAUAACCACGACUCUAGGAUCGGGAGACGGAAAGCGCUGAUGGACGCAAGCCUCUGACCCUGUAUUUUGGGAAGUGAUCGGAGAAUGGAAGCUGACGGUGGAAAUCCAACCAUGGAAGAAAGCACUGAGAAGAAGGAAGUGGAAAAGAAAAAACGCUCCAGAGUUAAGCAGGUGCUCGCAGAUAUUGCCAAGCAAGUAGACUUCUGGUUUGGGGAUGCAAAUCUUCACAAGGACAGAUUUCUUCGAGAACAAAUAGAGAAAUCUAGGGAUGGAUAUGUUGAUAUCUCCCUUCUGGUGUCCUUUAACAAAAUGAAAAAGCUGACUACUGAUGGAAAGUUAAUAGCCAGAGCAUUGAAAAGCUCAGCUGUUGUUGAGUUGGACUUAGAGGGCACCAGAAUCAGAAGAAAAAAGCCUCUGGGUGAAAGACCAAAAGAUGAGGACGAGCGCACUGUGUAUGUGGAAUUACUUCCUAAAAAUGUGAAUCACAGCUGGAUAGAAAGGGUAUUUGGGAAAUGUGGCAAUGUUGUCUAUAUAAGCAUACCACAUUACAAGUCUACGGGAGAUCCAAAGGGAUUCGCCUUCGUGGAAUUUGAAACAAAAGAACAAGCUGCAAAAGCUAUUGAGUUUCUUAACAACCCACCAGAAGAAGCACCAAGAAAACCUGGCAUAUUUCCCAAGACAGUAAAAAACAAGCCCAUUCCCAGCUUAAGAGUGGUUGAGGAGAAGAAAAAGAAAAAAAAGAAGAAAGGGCGAGUGAAAAAGGAAGACAGUGUGCCGGAGAAGGAGGAGAACAUGGACACAAGCGGCGUUGGGGUCUGUAAAGUGAAAAGGUCCAGGACGGGCUCAGAGGGGUCUGAGCCAGAAGGUGCCGAACCCCAAAAGCAGACCAAAAAAAAGAAGAAGCGGGACCGCGCGGAGGUGUCCAGCUUCCCCGAGGGCAGGCCUGCCAAGAAGAGGAGGACCGGCUCGGCGGACGCGGAGCGCCUGGCACCCAAGACAAAGGUCAAGAAAACGGCCCCGAAAGAUGUGAAGAAAGAGGCUCCCGAGGUCCCCAAAGAGAACAGAGAUUUAGGGUUCUCUACAGAAGAGGAAAACGCUGGAGACACGAAGGAAGGUUCCCUGCUCAAAUCCAAGAGGAAGCACAAGAAGAAACACAAGGAGAGGCACAGGAUGGGGGAGGAAGUCAUACCGCUGCGGGUCCUGUCCAAGAACGAAUGGAUGGAUUUGAAAAAAGAGUAUUUGGCACUACAGAAAGCCAGCAUGGCUUCUUUAAAAAAGACAAUAUCCCAAAUAAAAUCAGAAUCGGAGAUGAAAACAGAUGGUGGCAUGCCUUCUUGGGCUGCAGUGAACAGUGACAAAGCCAGUGGUCCAGAGCGCCAUUCUCAAGAGAAGGUAAGCCCGCCAGGGCCACAGUUCGUGAGUGGAGUCAUCCUGAAAAUCAGUAGCCCAGAGCCGCUGCCUGGCAGGAAGCAAGUUCGGGAUAUGCUGGCAGCAAUCUCAGAAGUUGUGUAUGUUGAUCUGCUAGAAGGAGACACAGAAUGUCACGUUAGGUUUAAAACCCCAGAGGCGGCCCAGGCAGUCAUGAAUGGCCACACCGAGAUUAAAAAGAAGUACAGCUGGAAACUCGAAGUCCUUUCCGGUGAUCAUGAGCAGAGAUACUGGCAGAAGAUCCUGGUAGAUAGACAGGCCAAGCUCAAUCAGCCUCGGGAAAAGAAGAGAGGCACCGAAAAGCUAAUUACCAAGGCCGAGAAGAUCAGACUGGAGAAGACUCAGCAAGCCAGCCAGCACAUCCGAUUCUCAGAGUAUGACUGAGGCUCCCGGCUGGGCCUGGGCCAUGUGCAUUAAAGGCUGUCUAUGCUCACA